Messenger RNA from Chelonoidis abingdonii (Abingdon island giant tortoise), 1347 nucleotides. It is a transcript of the gene NT5C1A, whose product is annotated as 5'-nucleotidase, cytosolic IA. Gene Ontology annotation, molecular function: nucleotide binding; 5'-nucleotidase activity; magnesium ion binding. The record is from RefSeq and is a predicted model, not a curated record. Gene Ontology annotation, cellular component: cytoplasm; cytosol. Gene Ontology annotation, biological process: nucleotide metabolic process; adenosine metabolic process. Lineage: Eukaryota; Metazoa; Chordata; Testudines; Testudinidae.
AUGGAAAACCCAAAGCCUGAGAAUGCAAUAACAAUCGCAGUCUCCUCGCGGGCUCUGUUCCGCAUGGAGGAAGAGCAGAAGAUUUACACAGAGCAAGGGGUGGAGGCAUAUGUGAAAUACCAGCUGGACCAUGAGAAUGAACCCUUCCUACCCGGCGCUGCCUUCCCAUUUGUCAAGGCCCUUGAAGCUGUCAACACUCAGCUGCGAGAGCUCUACCCCGACAGCGAAGAACUCUUUGAUAUUGUCCUCAUGACCAAUAACCACGCCCAGGUUGGGGUCCGCCUGAUCAACAGCAUCAAUCAUCACAAUCUGUUCAUCGAGAGGUUCUGCAUGACGGGAGGGAACAGCCCCACUUGCUACCUGAAGGCCUAUCACACCAACCUCUACCUCUCCUCUGACGCCGAGAAAGUGAGUGAGGCCAUAGAAGAGGGAAUCGCUGCAGCCACCGUGUUCAGCCCCAGCAAAGACGUGAAAGUGUCAGAGAACCAGCUGCGAGUGGCGUUCGACGGGGACGCCGUCCUCUUCUCGGACGAGUCGGAGCAGAUUGUGAAGGCGCACGGCCUCGACAUGUUCUUUGAACACGAAAAGGCUUACGAGAACAAGCCACUGGCCCAGGGGCCGCUGAAAGGCUUUCUGGAAUCUCUGGGGAAGCUGCAGAAGAAGUUCUACUCCAAGGGUCUGAGACUGGAAUGUCCAAUUCGCACCUACCUGGUCACUGCCCGGAGCGCUGCCAGCUCUGGGGCUCGUGCCCUAAAGACUCUCCGCAGCUGGGGACUAGAAACUGACGAAGCCCUGUUCCUGGCCGGGGCCCCCAAGGGGCCGCUGCUGGAGAAGAUCCGUCCGCACAUCUUCUUCGACGACCAGAUGUUCCACGUGGAGGGGGCGAAGGAGAGUGGCACCAUCGCAGCCCACGUCCCGUAUGGCAUAGCACAGAAGCAGAGGCGGAUGGUGCAAGAGAAACAAACCAAGAGCAGCAAGUAGCAUUGCUGGUGGUGACUGCAGAUGCUCGCUGGUUGGGUAGCUACCCAAACCAUCCCUGACCAGGGCACCAGGCAUGGAUUGAUAUCCAAGUCUGCAGCGGCUGAGCGUCUUUGUUGAUUAGUAUUGAAGCUGCAGGUGCCUUGUCCGGGUGGGUUGAAGGAAAGGUUUCCUUUUGCCUGUGUGUGUUGCACUUUACUGACUGUCUCUGACCCUCCAGCCCCAUAUCACCCUCCAUGUCUCCUGCAUAAAGGUAGGAAGGGUCAACCAAGGCCUAAACCCACCUCUGCUACCUUUGCUCCUGCAUCUCAGCAUCAGCCAUUGCUGACUUGUGCCACUUUGGCUGUCACCUCAUCUCCACACCUGCCU